Molecule: messenger RNA, 1753 nt
Organism: Corapipo altera (White-ruffed manakin)
Lineage: Eukaryota; Metazoa; Chordata; Aves; Passeriformes; Pipridae
Gene: MORF4L1
Product: mortality factor 4 like 1
Exons: 14
Coding region: 86-1186 (366 amino acids)
Biological process (GO): chromatin organization; regulation of DNA-templated transcription
Cellular component (GO): nucleus; NuA4 histone acetyltransferase complex
Source: RefSeq, a predicted model, not a curated record
GGCUGCGCGGCGGGGCCGGGCCGGGAUGCGGCGCGGGCGCUGAGGCCCCGCGGGGAGCGGGCGGAGCAGGGACCGGCCCUUAUAAAUGGCGCCCAAGCAGGAUCCCAAGCCCAAAUUCCAGGAGGGUGAGCGAGUGCUUUGUUUCCAUGGACCUCUCCUUUAUGAAGCAAAGUGUGUAAAGGUUGCCAUAAAGGACAAGCAAGUGAAAUACUUUAUCCAUUACAGUGGUUGGAAUAAAAAAUUCUUCAAAUAUUCAUUCCAUCUUGGUUUCCUUCACAGACAGAAAUCAGAGCUCUUCUCCUUACACUGGGAUGAAUGGGUUCCAGAAAGCAGAGUGCUCAAAUACGUGGAUACCAACCUGCAGAAACAAAAGGAACUUCAAAAGGCCAAUCAGGAACAAUAUGCAGAGGGGAAGAUGAGAGGAGCUGCUCCAGGCAAGAAAACUUCUGGUCUGCAGCAGAAGAAUGUUGAAGUGUUUUUCCGCCGGGAUGGAGCCCACACUGUUUGCUGUCUGGAGACCCCUGCCAUCUCCACACGGAAAACAAAAAAGAACAAGCAGAAAACUCCAGGCAUUGGAGAGGGGAGCAGCACCAGUGAGACUCCCCAGCCCCCGAGGAAGAAAAGGGCUCGAGUAGAUCCCACGGUGGAAAGUGAAGAAACAUUUAUGAACAGAGUUGAAGUGAAGGUGAAGAUCCCAGAAGAGCUGAAGCCAUGGCUGGUAGAUGACUGGGACUUGAUCACCAGGCAGAAGCAGCUCUUCUACCUUCCUGCCAAGAAGAAUGUUGACUCCAUUUUAGAGGAUUAUGCAAACUACAAAAAAUCCCGAGGAAAUACUGAUAACAAGGAGUACGCUGUCAAUGAGGUGGUGGCUGGAAUUAAGGAGUAUUUCAACGUCAUGCUGGGAACUCAGCUGCUCUACAAGUUUGAGAGGCCCCAAUACGCCGAAAUCCUGGCGGAUCACCCGGAUGCUCCCAUGUCUCAGGUCUACGGUGCCCCACACCUCCUGAGGCUGUUUGUGCGGAUCGGAGCCAUGCUCGCCUACACGCCCCUGGAUGAGAAGAGUCUGGCCUUGCUGUUAAACUAUUUGCAUGACUUCUUAAAGUAUUUAGCAAAGAAUUCCUCUGCAUUGUUCAGUGCCAGUGACUAUGAAGUGGCCCCUCCGGAGUACCACCGGAAAGCGGUGUAAUCCCAGCCUGGGUCCCUGCAACUGUCCACUUCUGCAUCUGUCCUUCACCUCCCCACUGCACAGCUCUUGCACAGGCCCUGUAAACAUAAGGUGAACAAAGUUGUGUGUGUGAAAUGGAGCUGGCAUGUAAAGUCCUGAAGAUUUCCUGUCCCAGGUGGACGCCCGGAGCUCCCGGGAGCUCUGUGCUGUUCCUGGCUCGCUGUUUGUGUUGGUGGGGUGUGAAGGAAUGUGUUUGGUGUGUCUCUGUAUGAACUCCGUGCUCGUAGGGCUGCUCUGAACGAGGCCUGGCCUCACUAACCUGCUUUAUUCCAUAGUCUGACAGACCCCCGGGGCUGUGUCACCUGUGCUGGUGCUAUUGACUGUCUGACCCGACCCAUUGACGUGGUGGUGGUGCAAGUGCCAUGUUUGGUCCAUAAAUGUUCGCUUCUCUUGGGGUAGUUGAAGGACUGUGACUUUUUUUUUAUAUUCUAACAGUAGGAAAACGUGUUCUCAUCUCGUAGUGUUUGGAAAUGUUGGUCUUUCAUGGAGCUGUUUUACAGAGCUGCAAAUAAACUUUUUUUAAUUUCA